This is a messenger RNA of Diatraea saccharalis (sugarcane borer), 408 nucleotides long. The record is from the annotation of a GenBank genome assembly. NCBI's taxonomy places the organism in Eukaryota, Metazoa, Arthropoda, Insecta, Lepidoptera, Crambidae.
AUGGACCAUGAGAAUCUCGUGCGACGUAUCGACGACUCCGAAAAAACUACAAUGUCCCGCUUUGACGACAUUUCCAACAUGAAAGAUCUACUUUGUAGUCUACAAGCCGAACUUAAUUUACAGCAGCAACGUGAUCGAUGCCAGAAUAUAAAAAAUUCUGGCAUUCCAGAGAAAAAGAAUGAGGACAUAAGAACCAUAAUCCUAAGCAUCGCAGUCUUUGUGAACGUUCAAAUUACUUCUCAGGAUAUUGAAUAUAUGACGAGAGUACAGCCGCGUACCAAAGUUCCUUGUCGUCCAAGGCUAAUUGUAGCCAGAUUACGCUCAAGAUUGCUGAGGGAUGCUAUAAUUUCGGGUACACGUUCGAAAAAUGGUCUGACUACCAAGGACAUCAACAUCGCAGGUGAUUGA